GAACUUUGUGUGGGCGGAACUCGAAUGCAGCGGCAGGAGGCUUCCGGGGGAGCCGCAUGGGCGACGGGUCGGCGGAGGCAGAAAAGCGCCGGACGCCGGGCCGAUCAUGGACGCUUGACAACCUGCGGGCGGGCGCUGGAAGGCCGAGCCAGCGACUAAAAGGACGGAGAGGCGGCGCGGUCAGGCUUUGCUCUCUAGAUUGAGAUCUUUUGGAGGCGGCGAAGUUUCUCCCCAUUUCCUUACCUUCUGGCUACCCCUGGCGUCUUCCAUUUAGCCGAGCUCCCCAUCCGUUUGUUCACACGCGACCGCUUGGAAGGAUCUUAAAGCCAGAGAAUGGCAGGUGAACAAAAGCCUUCAAGUAACCUCCUGGAACAGUUUAUUUUGCUAGCCAAAGGUACCAAUGGGUCAGCCCUUACUGCUCUCAUAAGCCAAGUCUUGGAGGCUCCUGGAGUGUACGUCUUUGGAGAACUACUGGAACUGGCCAAUGUUCAGGAGCUUGCGGAAGGAGCUAACGCUGCAUACUUGCAGCUACUGAACCUGUUUGCCUACGGGACGUACCCGGAUUACAUAGCCAACAAGGAGAGCCUACCAGAACUGAGCACAGCACAGCAGAACAAGCUGAAGCACCUUACCAUCGUGAGCCUGGCAUCGAGAAUGAAGUGCAUCCCCUACUCUGUGCUGCUCAGGGACCUGGAGAUGCGGAAUCUCCGGGAGCUGGAGGACCUCAUCAUCGAGGCUGUCUACACCGACAUCAUCCAGGGCAAGCUGGACCAGCGAAACCAGCUGCUGGAAGUGGAUUUCUGCAUUGGCCGGGACAUCCGGAAGAAGGAUAUCAAUAACAUCGUGAAGACCUUGCAUGAAUGGUGCGAUGGCUGUGAGGCGGUGCUGCUGGGCAUCGAGCAGCAGGUUCUGCGAGCCAACCAGUACAAAGAGAACCACCACCGCACACAGCAGCAAGUGGAGGCGGAGGUUACCAAUAUCAAGAAGACGCUGAAGGCCACUGCUUCCUCCUCUGCUCAGGAAAUGGAGCAGCAGUUGGCCGAGCGAGAGUGUCCGCCACACGUGGAGCAGAGACAGCCUAGCAAGAAGAUGUCCAAAGUGAAAGGUCUGGUUUCCAGCCGCCACUAGGGCCGGCUGGGGCAGCUGGCACUCACCAGGCCAGGGCCCAGUGGGGAAGGGACACCGCGGGCCUAUUCCUCCCCUACUCUAGCUGCAGUGAGUUCCAGACCUGCCCGCCCCCACCAGCUCGUCCCCACCCAUUGGCACCGCCCCUGCCCUACCUAUACCCUCCCUCCCUUUAGACUCAGGGGCCCCACGGAUGCCAUCCCUCCAGGGCUGGGCACUGCGGCUCCUCCAGGAGGCCCUUAUCUCUGUGCAUGGGGUGUGCCAUUCUCCUGGCCAUUCUUUGCUCUGUGUCCUUUUCAUUAGACUGGUCCUAGGCUGGGCAUCCUCACCCUCAACCAGCCCAAGGGUGAGCAUCCCAGGGGCCCCCCUGCUGAGGAGGGCUACACGGUUCCCACCUUGGGGCAGGUGACCUCCAGCUAGGGACCCACCUGCCCUGCUGCCCCUCCUCCCUCACCCCUGCCAACCAUUCCAGGUAAUCCACAGAGGGAUGUGGUGCUGGGCUGUGUUUACUAAACCUUCGGGUUCCAGCCUCCUGAGCCCAGCUAGGAUCCUUCGCUCAAGCGCUCUGGGCUGAUGGACCUAGCAUCUGAGCAGAUGGAGAGACUGAGGCUUCGUGGCUGGCAGAAGCUAUUUGCCUGCUUUGUGUCCUCUGUCAACCCUUAUCCUGCUCCCUGGCUGCUUGGCCUCUGAUCAUCACUGUGGGUGCAGCUGCCCAGGUGUCUGUCUGCUCUCCUGGCCACCCACCCUGUGGUGGGGAUGGUGUUGCCGAGGUCCCUCGGCCUAGGAAAGACUUGCUGCUCCGUCUCCUCCCUACUGUCCCCUUGGCUGGUGACCCAGAGCCCUCCAAUGACAGUGCACUCCUGGCCAGAGAAAGGACUUGACUAGACUUUCUGAACUUGAACAGUUUCAGGUUAUAUUUUAAUUUUUUUUUGUACAGGUUGAUUCUAAUACAUUUCAACAUGGUUUUUCCCUCUUGUGUCAAUAUUUGUUAUAGACUUGAUCGCCGAGGAUUUUCACCUGGUUGGAGGGUGGCAUGUGUGUAUGUGUGUGUGUUUUGUUUUGUUUUUAUAAGGGGAGGUGGAGAUCCUGGACUGAGUUCAUUGAGGAAAAAGCACAUUUUAGAACAAAAAUAAAAGCGUAGAUUUGCCAUA
Molecule: messenger RNA, 2276 nt
Organism: Cavia porcellus (domestic guinea pig)
Lineage: Eukaryota; Metazoa; Chordata; Mammalia; Rodentia; Caviidae
Gene: Cops7b
Product: COP9 signalosome subunit 7B
Exons: 8
Coding region: 334-1128 (264 amino acids)
Biological process (GO): COP9 signalosome assembly
Cellular component (GO): COP9 signalosome
Source: RefSeq, a predicted model, not a curated record